Messenger RNA from Colletes gigas, 1112 nucleotides. RefSeq names its product calsenilin-like. Bases 288 to 1028 code for a protein of 246 amino acids. The record is from RefSeq and is a predicted model, not a curated record. Gene Ontology annotation, molecular function: calcium ion binding. Lineage: Eukaryota; Metazoa; Arthropoda; Insecta; Hymenoptera; Colletidae. The transcript has 4 exons.
UAAAUAUUUUGAAUCAGAGUUCCCUUGAAGCUUCUCUCUGACGUCGGCUGCAUCAUACGGAUCAGUUCUGUUUCGCUUCUGGUCAAGGAAGCUUUUGCAUUUUAGUAUUCUCCGAAAUCUAAUCAAUCGCCUAUUUGGCGAGGAUGGCGAUAUUUAUGUAACACGUAAUUCUUCAUUUCUGCAUUUUAAGAUAGCUAAAGAACCAAGUAUCCCUUUUUAAUUUUCAUCGCCAAUAUUUUCUACAUCCUAGACACUUCUAACGAUCGAAAUCGUUAUUUUCCACGAUAAUGUCCAAUUGUCCGCACAAUAUCGAAGACAAGGACGGUCAACAGGUAAAAAGCGGAGCAAGUCUUUCGUUAAAGAUGCAACGAAGCUUCAAAAAAGUGAGGAGAAGCAUUCAAAAGAUGACUGAAUCUUCGACAACUGUACAACCUCACUGCGUUUUCGUAGAGAACAUGCACGAUGACGAGAAGCAACCGCCGUACAUAUUUCCGGAACGUCUCUCCUCUUUAACAUGCAAAACGGGAUUCUCGAAGGGUGAAAUACAAAAGCUCUAUCGGGCUUUCAAACAGUAUUGCCCUAGAGGGACCGUGACCACGAACGAUCUGAAACCGGCUUACGCAAAAUUGUUCCCGUUAGGAGAUCCGGCCAGAUACACGCAGAUCGUUUUCAAUACCUUCGAUAGGGAUGGGGAUGGUAUCGUUAGCUUCCAAGAUCUCGUCACCGAAAUAGCUUUGAUCACCAAUGGGAAUCUGGACCAGAAACUCUCCUGGAUCUUCAGUUUUUACGACCUAAACGGGGACGGUUAUAUCACGAGAAAGGAAAUGCUGGUUAUAAUAUCAGCGACUUACGAGAUGCUCCAUAACAGUAAAGUUGCGCAGCGAGUGGUCGACAAACACGUAGACAUGGUUUUCAAGAAGAUGGACAUUGAUAAGGAUGGAGUCAUAUCUCGCGAAGAAUUUAUGAACAGCUGUAAAAAUGAUUCUGUAAUUCAAAGUCAACUGGCAUUAUUCGAUCACUUUUGGUGAUGAAAUAUACAAACCAUGCUAAGAUCUCUAAACUGCAUUAAUAUAUUUAAAAAUGCAACCCUGGUAUUCUUCUGCUUCCCGAAU